This is a messenger RNA of Arachis ipaensis, 1377 nucleotides long. RefSeq lists its product as uncharacterized. Gene Ontology annotation, molecular function: nucleic acid binding; RNA-DNA hybrid ribonuclease activity. Lineage: Eukaryota; Viridiplantae; Streptophyta; Magnoliopsida; Fabales; Fabaceae. The record is from RefSeq and is a predicted model, not a curated record.
AUGAGGUUUAACCCUGACAAAUGUGCUUUUGGAGUCCAAGGAGGGAAAUUCCUUGGCUUCAUACUAACCUCACGAGGUAUAGAGGCCAACCCAGAGAAAUGCAAUGCAGUGCUGAGCAUGACAAGCCAAAAGACAGUAAAAGAAGUCCAGCAAUUAGCAGGGAGAAUAGCCACCCUAUCACGUUUCCUACCCGCAAUGGCAAGCCGAUCUUAUCAUUUCUUCCAGACAUUCUCUAAGUGCAAGAAAUUCACAUGGACAGACGAAUGUGAAAACUCCUUUACGAAACUCAAACAGCUCUUAGCAUCACCUCCAAUACUCCAGAGACCAGAGGCAGACCAACCAUUAAGGCAGAUAUUAACCAGACCCGAGCUUGCCGGACAGUUAAUAAAGUGGUCAAUCGAACUCUCCGAGUUCGACAUUCAGUACGAGUCGAGAAAAACUCUCAAGUCACAAGUACUUGCUGACUUCGUAUCGGAAAUGACUAAUGAAACACAACACACAGUAGCCAAUUGGAGUAUACAUGUAGAUGGAGCAUCAAACAAAGAAGGAAGCGGAGCUGGGGUAUUGUUAAAAGAAGGAGAGAAAGUGAUAGCCGAGCAAUCACUAAAAUUCCGCUUCAAUGCAAGUAACAACCAAGCGGAGUAUGAAGCUCUACUAGCAGGACUAAAGCUCGCCCAACAACUCAGGAUACCUCAGAUAACAGUUUACUGCGACUCAUCACUGGUAGUACAUCAAAUCAAAGGCGAGUACCAGGUACCAUAUUGGAGAACACCUUUUCUCAAUUACAUCAACACAGGUGCCAUACCAAACGAGGAGCCGAACUUGCCACUCUUCCGAAGAAGAGCAAGUUUCUAUACAGUACUCGGCAAUACCCUGUACAGGCACGGACACUCCCAACCACUCCUCAAAUGCAUCAGCAAUGAGGAAGCCGAAGAUGUCAUGGCAGAAAUGCACGAAGGGGGAUUAAAGAAAAAGCUCGGCGAGGCUAAAGGAGAGUGGGCCGACCUCAUUCCAGAAAUCCUAUGGAGCUACAAUACCAGCAUUCAAUCUGCUACAGGAGAAACUCCUUUCAAGCUGGUAUAUGGUGCAGCAGCACUGAUCCCAGUAGAGGUCAGCGUCCCGACAUUAAGGGCCGAACUUUAUAAUCAAAUGAACAACUUGCAAGCUCGAGCAGCCGAGCUGGAUCUUAUGGAAGAAGAAAGAGACAUCUCAGCCAUAAAGCAACCAGCCAGGAAGCAGAUCAUAGAGCGAAGACACAACAAAAGGGUAGUUCAUAGGUCCUUCAAUAAAGGAGACCUCGUACUCAGACGAACAGAAGAAGCUCGGAAACCUCCAGCACAUGGCAAAUUAGCAGCAAAUUGGGAGGGACCUUUCUGA